AUGACAGAGAUAGUGGCGGUUAAAGCGAAGGAUCUGGACAGUGGCCAAAAUGCCAGGAUUUCUUAUCGCCUAAGCGAGGAGAGCAGUGUUUUUGGGAUUCAUACAGCAUCUGGAAGUAUUUUUGUAAAAUCAGUGUUUGACCGGGAAAAAAUCGCUGAAUAUCAUAUAUUGGUUAUCGCUACGGAUCAUGGGCAGCCCCAACUAUCAUCUAACGCAACAGUUCAAAUCAAAGUGCUGGAUGUUAACGAUAACUCCCCGAUAUGUCCAACUGCAGCAGCAGCUACCUUUACGAUUGCUGAAGACAGCGAUAGCGGCGCAGUGUUUGGCAGAGUGAUAGCAUCAGAUCCAGAUGAGGGUUUGAACGGAAGUCUGACAUAUCGACUGCAAGUGGAAGAUGUCAACUUUGCUAUCAAAAACAAUGGUGAGCUUGUAUUAAAAAGGAAACUGUCAUCGAAGGAGCUGAAAAAAGAAACCCGAUUAUCCGUGAUUGUGCUCGAUCGAAACGGCGAUUCACUGGCUCGCUCUGUUAUCUGUCCAGUUCGCGUGGUUGGUGUCAAGGCGCAUUCAAAAGUAAAAUUUCUGGAACCAGUGGAUCGCGUUAUCAGGCAUGUUUUUUCUCAAAAAUCCAGUGUGGUCAGGAAUAAUAGAUUAAUAAAAGAAGAAUGUGGCUCAGGUUGUUUAUUGAAAGUUCUCAAUGCUACAAACGUUGCUAAGUGGGAUAUCGAAAAGAGCGAUAUUUCGCGUAACUUCGAAAUCCAAAAUAAUACUCUUCGCACAUCAGCGCAUUUCAAUGAAGCAGCAAUUGAAGAUAGUCGAACUCUGUCCGUAACAGCUUUUGAUGUGAAUGAUCGGAAACGACAGAUUACGUUCACCAUACGAACAGCCCCUAAUUCUCGGAUAUCACCAAAACAGGGCGAAAAAACAACUGUCGUGAGGAUAUCAAAAACUGCAAGAGUUGGUUCACGAUUGGCCACUAUCAGUAAGAACCGAGAUAGCAAAUCAAUCUGGCGUUUAGAAAACGAGACAGACAUGUUUUAUUUGGAUGGUGUCAGCUCAACGCUUUAUCUAGCAAGCAGUUUUCGAAGAACUCGUGAUGCGAGUUAUCAGUUGAAAGUACUCGAAAUGAUGGCACCAGAUUACAUACACAUUGAACAGCAUGAUUUGUUUGUUGAAGUGGAACCAGAAAAUUUGCAUUGGCCAAGAUUUCCGGACUGCCCGCAGUUUUUUACUGUUAAAGAGAAUGAACCAACCGGUUCGAUGAUUGGGAAAGUGCCGGGUUUUGAUGAAGACGAAGGUUCUGCUGGUCAGCUGAGUUAUUCAAUUGUCCAAGGACCACUAGGAUUAUUUUCGGUUGAUCCGGAUACAGCUGAAAUACUGCUGACUCGUCCAUUACGCUGGGAAAAGGAUCUGUCACUGUUUAUUGUAGUGGAGGCGGAAGAUAAUUUUCGGGAUAUUACGAAGCGAAAACGUUCCCGAUGCGUAGUUUUCAUUGAUGUUGAAGAUAUCAACGAUCAUGCACCUCAAUUCAUCAGUUCAAGUAAUAUAACAGUGGAUGCGGAUUUUGUUGAUGGUGAUAUCAUUCAUUAUGUGAUAGCUAACGAUGAGGAUGACGGCCAGAAUGCGAAAAUUACAUAUACAAUCAUUGAUGGCAACAUGGAUGAUGCAUUCGUCAUUGAUCCUAACAGUGGAAGCGGUUGGCCGCAUUUAGAAUUGUUCUCAUAUUUUAUCUCCGAUGAAGAUAUGCUACAGCUAGCAGAUGAUGGAAAAUUGUUGAUGAUGAAGAAACUGAUGCCUGGCAAUUACACUUAUUUUGUGAUAGCAACGAAAAGCGAACAAAUGGCCGACUGGGCAUCUGUUGAUUUAACUAUAACCGGUGGAAAUCAAUAUCCACCACGGAUCUCCCCAUCCAGCUGCGGUAAUCUAACAAUUCGGGAAAACGUUGCGGCAGAAAGGUUGACGCGUAUUUAUGCACAUGAUCAAGAUGAUGGAGCAGAUGGCGAGAUUUUCUACAAAAUUGUUGGUAAGUUAACAUUUAAACUUACUGAGAGAUGCAGCCCCUCUUCGAAAAGAGUUAUGGACUCCGAAAGGGUCGAACCGCAUUCCUUUACAACCGAGCGCGACAUAUUACCCACUAUAUCACUGAUCCUGGCAGCACAUCUGCUGUGUAUCUGCUUGUUUUUAUGCGUUUUUCGCAGCUAUGCAAUGCGGAAAACGCAUAUUGACGAGAGACUGUCUGUGUGUAUGUGUGUGUCUGUGUGUUCGCAGAGCCUCUGUACCGAUUUUUCAUCUCGAGAUCUACAAAAGCUACAGGGCUGA
Gongylonema pulchrum is the source of this 2316-nucleotide messenger RNA. NCBI's taxonomy places the organism in Eukaryota, Metazoa, Nematoda, Chromadorea, Rhabditida, Gongylonematidae. The record is from the annotation of a GenBank genome assembly.